Molecule: messenger RNA, 567 nt
Organism: Hymenoscyphus albidus
Lineage: Eukaryota; Fungi; Ascomycota; Leotiomycetes; Helotiales; Helotiaceae
Source: the annotation of a GenBank genome assembly
AUGCCGAAUCAACGAUCAUACCGACAGAGGUCAGCGUCGGUACCUCACACCCGACUGCUGCAAUCAUUACCUCCCGUACCUCUCCCUCUCGACGACAUUCGUCCUCGACUGCAAAUCGUCCCUUAUCGAGAUGACCCGGAAGCCGCAGAACGAGAGGUGGUGCGAAUAGACGGCGCAACACCACGACCAUCAGAUCCCCCCGAGUACCAACCAAUGUACGACUACCUCCGCUCCAAACAAGUCACCAGUGCUCAUCCUCCAGCCUACGGCACGUCGCCCUCCUCAAGCUUCCUGCCAAUGGUCACCGAAGCACCGCCAUCGCUGGAGGAACCGUAUCGCGAUGAAUCAUUCGUGAUUACCAUUGAUUCGUCCCCGCCUCCUCCUUCGUACCACGAGAUAUACCGCCAGCAUGAGAUUGACAUGGAUAACAUGCAGCGGGCACUGGAUUCGGAAAGCGACCCGGCGGAACAGACGGAGGAUAUAUACAAAUGGAUUGUUGCGAUGCUGUUGAUUGUCUUGACUGUGUCUUGUGUUGGGACUGCGUUCAAUUGGGGAAGACCCUACUAG